Molecule: messenger RNA, 1125 nt
Organism: Menidia menidia (Atlantic silverside)
Lineage: Eukaryota; Metazoa; Chordata; Actinopteri; Atheriniformes; Atherinopsidae
Source: the annotation of a GenBank genome assembly
UUGUUUGGCACCAAAGCCAGCAGCAAGGCCAGCUCUCCGGGCACGCCCGACUCUGGCAAGUGCCCGUCAAUACUGGGUAGCCCCCACGGGACACUGGCCAGGCAGGCCAGCCUGGACUCCCCCUCCUCGGGCACAGGGAGCCUGGGCAGCGCUGGCGGCCUGAGUGGUGGUAGCAGUCCUCUGUACGGCAAAACCCCAGACCUGUGCACCGACUCGCUGGCGUCCAGCCCGGCCUCCGGCCUCUCCCUGCCCUCCAACGCUCGGCCCUGGCCGGCCUGUAGCUCCUCAGCCGGCAGCAAGGACACGCUGAGCUGCCAGAGCAUGACCAGUCUGCACACCAGCUCUGAGUCCAUAGACAUGCCUCUGGGCCACCACGGGCCCAAAGUUACACGAACCGGCAGUGUCAAGUCCACCCUGUCUGAGGGCAUGCCUCUUGACAGAAACACGCUCCCCAAAAAGGGACUGAGAUACCCGCCAUCAUCCCGCCAGACAUCCCACGAAGAGGGCAAGGAGUGGUUGAGAUCACAUUCUACAGGAGGCCUCCAGGACACUGGUAGCCAGUCACCCCUGUCUCCCCCCGGAGCUUCAUGCACCACCACUGGAAAAUACCACUACUCUAACUUAUUGAGCCCGACCACCAUCGGCCAGUACAGCCUGACCCCGGGCAGCAGCAGCAUGAGCCGCUCCAACAGCAUCCCUGCCCAGGACUCCUUUGACCUGUACGGGGAGGGUCACCCACUGGGGGGCAGUGCAACUUCCUUGGAGGAGCGACCUCGGGCCAUCAGCCGCUCCGGUUCCUUCAGAGACAGCACCGACGAAGUCCAUGGCUCUUCAUUGUCUCUGGUAUCCAGCACAUCCUCACUGUACUCCGCGACUGAGGAAAAAGCCCAUUCAGAGGGCCAAACAGUCCAAAAUUCCACGCAAAUCAGAAAGCUGCGUCGGGAGUUGGAUGCAUCUCAAGAGAAGGUGGCUACCCUCACAUCUCAGCUGGCUGCUAAUUCCCACCUGGUCGCAGCCUUUGAGAAGAGCCUGAGUAACAUGACCUGCCGCCUGCAGAGCCUCACCAUGACCGCCGAGCAAAAGGUGCACAAGUUCACCCGGGAAUUUCAAAUACCGUGCACAUGA